AUCUAGGUCUCACCCGUGACCAACCGUGCAGCUCCGGACCUGCACUGCAACGGCAGCCUCUACAACCCUACUCAUUCCUUGAAGACCGGCAUACCUACAUAUCACCCUUGUGCAAUCGCAAGGACCGCGCACUCUUCACCUGCUGAACCGCCGGCCAUACGAGCGUUCCGGAUCGUAUCUGCUUUCAUCCCCAAGCGCCUCCCACUUUCUGGUUGAACCAAAAGACGUCCUCCAUCGCCAGAUAAUCAACGUCCCGAAGCCGGGUUCUCAGUGCCUAUACCUCAAGGGCAAGCCUGAAUUCGUGCAAUAUGGGUGGUGGUGGAGAAUUGAGGGGCCAGGGCUCCUAUCCCGUGCUUGUCAACGAGCCGGUCGGGGUGCCCAAGACGAGCAUCCUGAAGAACCGCAUCGAGCUGCUUUACAGGUCGGAGCAGUAUCGCAAGGUCAAUUUGCUCGCAAAUCUGUACAAUGGCAGGUUCUCCGGCAAGCCCCAUGUGAAGCUCUACGUCUGGAGCGCCCCUGGCCAGGACCGCCCUAGCUUCGACGAAGCCGUAACGCAUGAUUUCAAGGAGACUCAUACGGGUGUCGCCUUUGGGCCGUCAUGGACCACCCACUGGUUCCGGGUCCAUCUAAAGGUUCCCGACGCCAUCAUUGACGAAGAGUUGGUGGUUUUCGAGUGGGACGCCAACAACGAGGGUCUCGUCUGGUCCGAGGAUGGCAUGCCGCUGCAGGGCCUCACCGGCGGCGGCGACCGCAUUGAGUGGAUCAUUCCCCAGAGUUUCCGAGACGGCAAGGAGCACAUCAUCUAUAUCGAGAUGGCUUGCAAUGGUAUGUUUGGAUGUGCGCCGAAUGGCAAGGACACAAACGCUCCACCGGACCCCAACAAGUACUUCGGCCUCAGCACCGCCGACAUAGCUGCUGUCAACGUGCCUGCUCGUAUGCUUCACUUCGACAUGUGGGAGCUGGGCGAUGCUGCCCGCGAGCUGCCCGAGAAUUCGGCGGAGCAGAAUCAGGCUCUGACAGUCGCCAUGAAGAUCAUCGACACCUUCCAGGUGAAUAAUCAGGAAUCCAUACUCAAGUGCCGGAAACUCGCCCAGGACAUCAUCGGGCCCGACGUUGAUUCCCAUCGGGUGUAUCAGGUCGGCAAAGAGCCAGUCGUGUUUGGUAUCGGCCACUGCCACAUUGACACGUGCUGGUUGUGGCCAUGGGCAGAGACGAAGCGCAAGGUGUGCCGCUCCUGGUCGAGCCAGUGCGACUUGAUGGAUCGCUAUCCCGAGGCGCACUUUGCCUGCUCCCAGGCACAGCAGUUCAAGUGGCUCAAGCAAAUCUACCCGCGCGCCUUUGACCGCGUACGUAAGAAGGUGGCCGAGGGCCAGUUCCACCCAAUCGGCGGCAGCUGGGUUGAGCAUGAUACCAACAUGCCCAGCGGCGAGUCCCUUGUCCGUCAGUUCUUGUACGGCCAGCGAUUUUUCGAGGCCGAAUUUGGGUCUCGUUGCCGUACCUUCUGGCUGCCGGAUACAUUUGGAUACUCGAGCCAGUUGCCACAGCUUUGCCGCCUGGCGGGCAUGGACCGCUUCAUGACUCAGAAGCUUAGCUGGAACAACAUCAACAAUUUCCCACAUACCACGUUCAUGUGGGUGAGCCCUGAUGGCAGCCAGGUCAUCUGCCACAUGCCGCCGUCGGAGACAUACACGUCCGACGCCAAUUUUGGAGAUCUUAAGAGAAGUAUCUCCCAGCACAAGACAUUACGCGUCGAUGACUCGUCGCUUCUUGUCUUUGGCAAAGGUGACGGCGGCGGCGGCCCAACUUGGCAACACUUCGAGAAGCUGCGCCGCUGCGCCGGCAUCAGCAACACCAUCGGCGGCAUCCCGAAGCUCAAGCUCGGACUCACCGUGGACGAUUUCUUUGACCGCCUGACGCCAAAGGUCAAGGAACUUCCAACGUGGUACGGCGAGCUGUACUUCGAGCUGCACAGAGGAACCUACACUACGCAGGCGAACAACAAGCUCUUCAACCGCAAGGCUGAGGCCAUGCUUCGCGGCAUCGAACAGCUGGCCACCUUCGCAUCCAUCAGGAACAAGUCCUACAAGUAUCCCACCGAGAAAAUCGACGGCAUGUGGGAGGCUGUCCUACUGUGUCAAUUCCAUGACUGCCUACCAGGUAGCUCCAUUGAGAUGUGUUAUGAUGACUCGGAUAAGCUCUAUGCAGAGGUUUUUGCAACCGGGAAGAAGCUUCUCAAGGAGCUCUAUGAGACUCACAAUGCUUCUGAAGUGCGCACAGCGGCCUUAUCCGAAACGGUCGUCAUCAACACACUGCCUUGGCAUCGCAAAGAGAUUGUUGAAGUCAGCGAGACGGAAGUCGGCAUCGCUUGCGGCGACGGUCCACUGUUGCCCCUACGCACCUUCAAGAUUCAGGAGGACAAGCCCGCCGUGACCGUGACUGAGAAUCACGACGAAUUUGUCCUAGAGAAUGACAACCUGCGUGUCACCAUAAAGCAGGGUACCAUAACGUCCCUCUUUGAUCGCGUCAAUGACCGCGAAGUCGUCGAUAGGGGAGGAGCGGCGAACAAGUUUGUCAUUUUCGAUGACAUCCCUCUCUACUGGGAGGCUUGGGACGUCGAGGUGUACCACCUCAGCACGAAGCGGGACCUGCAGUAUGGCGAAACCAGAGUUCACGAGAACAAGCCGCAUAGGGUCACCUUGGUCACCGACAUCAAGAUCAGCGAGGAGAGCUCACUGAAAUCGUACAUAAGCCUCUCGGCUGCGAUCAAGGGCCAGCCAUCACAGGUCAACUGCUCGGUCGAGGUCGACUGGCACGAAAACUCCAAGUUCCUCAAGGUCGAGUUCCCCGUCGACAUUGUCAACACCGAAGCUUCGUACGAGACCGCGUAUAGCAUUACCAAGCGACCCACGCACUACAACACCAGCUGGGACAUGGCCAAGUUCGAGGUCUGCUGCCACAGGUUUGCCGACUUGUCGGAGCACAACUACGGCGUGUCCAUUCUCAACGACAGCAAAUACGGAUUCGCUACGGCUGGCAAGAUGAUGCGCCUCUCUCUGCUCAGGUCUCCCAAGUCCCCAGACGGGAACGCGGAUAUGGGUCACCACUCCAUCCAGUGGGCCAUUUUCCCUCAUCAUGGCUCCCUGUCAUCGGCCACAGUCAAGGCGGCCUACGCCUUCAACAAUCCGCUGAAGCCGCUCUCUGCCUCCAAGGCAACCGUGGAGGGCCUCACUGGCGCACCAGUCAGGCUCGUUAGUCACGACAGGUCCGACUCUGUGUUUCUCGACACGGUAAAGCGCGGCCACGACGACGAGGACGUCAGCAGGCGCGAGGGCCUCCGCGUGAACAAGGGGCAGAGCGUGAUCCUGCGCCUAUACGAGUCCCUCGGCGGCCAUAGCCGGACAACCGUCAGGACGGAGUUCAACGUCAAGCGAGUGACAAAGGUCAACCUGCUCGAGGACGAGCUGGAGGAGGUCAGGCACACCGGGGGAGACUUCGAUAUUAGGCUCCGGCCAUUCGAAGUGGCCACGUACAAGAUUCAGCUUUAGGAUAACGGUGACGCCUGUGUUUCGCAAGCAUGUUGUUGAUUCCCGAGAAUCAGUUCACCCCGAGCCUUUUAGUGCGGCGCGGGUUUUGCAGAAGCCAAUCCAUGAAAUUUUGUAUGCCUACAAUCAUUUCGCUUCGCGCUCUUCUCAUGCUUUAGUACGGAAGGGUUCAAUAGUCGCAGAGAGUACCAUUAGGGCCUCCUGAAGACCUCGCAUCGCCCUUCCUCAGCUCGAAAGCUGCAAAGGAAAGCGCACCCUGUGAACGCCGUUGCCUCAGAUACAAUACCAGCGCCCAG
This is a messenger RNA of Purpureocillium takamizusanense, 3838 nucleotides long. It is a transcript of the gene AMS1, whose product is annotated as Alpha-mannosidase. The record is from RefSeq and is a predicted model, not a curated record. NCBI's taxonomy places the organism in Eukaryota, Fungi, Ascomycota, Sordariomycetes, Hypocreales, Ophiocordycipitaceae. The coding region runs from base 309 to 3545 and encodes 1078 amino acids. The transcript is spliced from 3 exons. Gene Ontology annotation, molecular function: carbohydrate binding; alpha-mannosidase activity. Gene Ontology annotation, biological process: oligosaccharide catabolic process; mannose metabolic process. Gene Ontology annotation, cellular component: fungal-type vacuole membrane.